GAAACCUGCUGUGAGCUUGUCAUGGCCGCUCUCUAUCCAAUACCACUCAGGUACUGGAGCACCACUGCCCAGGGUGUGCACCUUGAGACGUUCCAAGGCUUGAUUUCAGUUCGGAGGUCCACAGCUGCAGGAAAAGAAACCCAGCAAGGGCCUGGUUGAGGAGCCUUCAUUGGUAAGUCAUCGCUUUCCUUACGUAACAUCUGGUCCUGGAUCCCAUCUGGGUACUACAGUGUCUUAGGAGAUACAUAAACUCCUGUCCAGGGCACUAGGGCACUAGGGAGAGGUCACACUACCUUCUUGGUCUCGUGUGUCCUGUUCUGUUUUGUUUGCCUUUUCUGUUUUUGUUUUUGUUUUUUUUGUCCUGAGUCUUCUGAGGUUUGGAUUUGGGGGUGACUGGAAGACAAAAUGGGUAACAAGACUAGUAAACCCUACAUGCAGAACUCCCCACUGCUUCGCUCCUGUCAGUGCCCACCUCAGUCCAAACCCGGACCUCAGCCCUCACCUCAACCCAAACCCUCACCUCAACCCAAACCCCCACCUCAGCCCUCAUCUAAACCCAAACCCCCACCUCAGCCCUCAUCUAAACCCAAACCCUCACGUCAGCCCCAACCCCGACCCCACCAGCUGGAUCACUCCCCACCCUCUCCCCUCCGCACUUCUAAUCGGGAGUUACUUCCUUAUGCUUCAAGCCCUCAGACACAACAGCAGGCUAGGUCCUCCUCCCUCACCAGGUCUCCUGCUGCUGCUCUUUCUAACCGGAACACCCAGGACCCUCCUUCGAGCACCAGCAGGAGGUGUAUAGCCUAUGUACCUUUAACGACCACUGCUCUCUUUGAAUGGAAGAUGCAGUACCCUUCUUUCAGCAAAAACCCAAGUUCCCUGAUCUCUCUAAUGGAAUCUAUCUUCUCCAUCUACUUUCCUUCUCUGGAUGAUUGUCAGGAUAUCUUAGCCAUCUUCUUCACCUCUGAAGAGAGGGACCAGAUUCUGACUGAGGCAAAGAAAGCAUUUUUCAGAAUGGGCACACAGACUGGUAGAUGGAGGGUAGAUGAGGUUGACUGUGUCCUACCUACAUGGAGACCUGACUAUAGGACAGAGGAAGAUAGGAGGACACUCAGAUAUUACCACAGGGCUUUGUUAGAAGGAAUGAAACAGGCAGCCUGGAAGCCCUCUGACUUCCUCAGGCUGAUGUGUACUAGACAGCGUCCAAAGGAAUCGCCUUUCGAGUUUCUUGAACGCCUCCUGGAGGUGUUCCGCCAACACACACACAUAGAUCCAGACGACCCAAUAAACUUCAGGGAGAUUAAUCAAACCUUCAUUGACCAGUCGGCCUCAGACAUACGUAACGCAAUCCAAGAACAGUAUGGAUUUGAAGACAUGACUAGGUCAGAAUUAUUGAAAAUAGCCCAGAGAGUGUUUGACAAUAGAGAGAGCGAUGAAGUGCUGAUUGCAAAAACAGUGAUUAAGUGUCUGGCCGAGUCAGGGUAUUCCUGUGACCCCUUCAGUCGUGGCCAGAGACCACAGAGGCUUCUAAGAGACCAGUGUGCUUACUGCAAGAGAUUGGGGCACUGGAAAAAUGAAUGCCCCUAUCGAAGACGGGUCUGUUCCCGCCGGGGCCAGUUUUAGCUUUAAGAGCAUAGUAGGGCCAUAGCUCUUUAAAAUUAGGCCCCCAGGAGCCUAUGGUAACCUUUUCAGUUGGGGCCAACCUGUAAAUUUCAACUAGGGGCCACCUUCACAUUUGGUAUUUUACAAAAACCCUUGGGGCCUCUCACCAAUCAAACAGUGGAAAUGCAGGGGCAACAGGGGAAGCCAAAACUGUAAACGGGGGCUGGAGAGAUGGCUCAGUGGUUAAGAGCACCGACUGCUCUUCUGAGUUCAAAUUCCAGCAAC
Mus pahari (shrew mouse) is the source of this 1887-nucleotide messenger RNA. RefSeq lists its product as uncharacterized. The record is from RefSeq and is a predicted model, not a curated record. Gene Ontology annotation, molecular function: nucleic acid binding; zinc ion binding. Gene Ontology annotation, biological process: virion assembly. The transcript has 2 exons. NCBI's taxonomy places the organism in Eukaryota, Metazoa, Chordata, Mammalia, Rodentia, Muridae. Bases 406 to 1623 code for a protein of 405 amino acids.